Molecule: messenger RNA, 1436 nt
Organism: Sinocyclocheilus anshuiensis
Lineage: Eukaryota; Metazoa; Chordata; Actinopteri; Cypriniformes; Cyprinidae
Product: zinc finger and BTB domain-containing protein 44-like
Exons: 6
Coding region: 1-987 (328 amino acids)
Source: RefSeq, a predicted model, not a curated record
AUGUGCAUGUCUGCUUAUUCUGGUAGAUUUUGUGAGGAGGAAGUUCCUGGCAAUGAACACACCCAUGAGGAUCUACUAAUCAGCCCUCAGUCCUCAUCCAUUGGCUCCCUGGAUGAGGGGGUGACAGAGGGUCUCCAAUCCAUGCAGGGCACUCCGAACACUACUGGUCACAUGGAGGAGGAUGAGAGGCUGGAGAACGUCCAGUACCCAUACCACCUGUACAUUAGCCCCUCCACUCGCCCAGGACUCAACGGUCCUGAACGGCCCUUCCAGUGCCCUACAUGUGGCGUCCGCUUCACUCGAAUACAGAAUCUCAAGCAGCACAUGCUCAUCCACUCUGGUAUUAAGCCAUUCCAGUGUGACCGCUGCGGGAAAAAGUUUACGCGGGCUUACUCCCUGAAGAUGCACCGGCUGAAGCACGAAGGUAAACGCUGUUUCCGGUGCCAGAUCUGUAGCGCCACUUUCACUUCCUUCGGUGAAUAUAAGCAUCACAUGAGGGUGUCUCGCCACAUCAUCCGCAAGCCUCGGAUUUACGAGUGCAAAACGUGCGGCGCCAUGUUUACCAACUCCGGCAAUUUAAUCGUACACCUGAGGAGUCUCAACCAUGAGGCGUCAGAACUAGCAAACUACUUCCAGAACAGUGAGUUCCUCCUCCCAGACUACCUGAGUCACAUGCAAGAGGAAGAGGGGCUGGGACACUUUGAGAUGAGUGAGCAGACCUUUGAAGCUUCUUCCUCCUCUUCCUCAGUCCAAACAACAGUUAUCUCUCAAGUUUCCUCUACCAUGAACUAUGACAACCACACUUCUGCACCUCCUUCCCAAACCCCAAACCCCAGGUCAGGGCACGGAGGAGAGGCCGCACAAGUGGACCAUCCGAAGUCCACUGCUGCUGUGACCUCUCUGCAAGACCCAGAGGAAGACGAGGGAGAGAAGGACAGAGGUGGAAGAAAGAAGAAGAAAAGACUAGUGUCAAUUACAGUUGAGUGAAAACGUUCCAUACCUGUAAACAUGUAUAAUAACAGUCAAUGUCCUGUUGCACACGCUAUACUUCUGUUGUUGACGGCCUAUUAUACUCUCAGAAAAAAGGUACAAAAGCUGCCAUUGGGGCGGUACCUUUGAAAAAGGUACACCUUUGUACUUUAUUUACCUGUAAAGUGUGCAUAUUAAUAUCUUAAAAGUAUUAGUACCUAAAAUGUAUAUAUUAGUACUACAGAUGCACUGAUCAAUGGGCCAGGGACCGGAAUUAGACGAUUUUCCGCAUGAUCAGCCCAGACCGGUGACCGGCUGGUCAGUCUCACGUCGUGCCGAUUCUGAGCAGUCCAUUUUGAUGUCACAGCUACGCUCAUGCGACUCACAUCCGCGUGUAAACAUGGAAGUUCUUCACUGUGAGUGAAGAAGACACAAAGUUCGCAAUUUGUUAUACGUAUAAGGCCAGA